AUGGUGCCCUCAAACAGCGAAAUCGCACCGUGGGACACGAGACCUUCCCAGUCGACCCCGAUGCCCCCCAAAGCCAUGGCCAUAUUCGGGACCAACGCGGACUCGAAUUCGGCCAGCCGCAAACAUCUCCCGAGACCCAUACAAGCUCCCGAAGUUGCACCAUGGGAGACUCGUCUUGCACACGACGACGAUAUCACUCCGUGGGAACGAGAUCCGCAGGCCCAAAUCUCGGGGACUCGGUCCAUGAACCAAUCUUACUUCCCUGAGUCUGUUGGUAGAUACGAUGGACAGGGUUCCUUCAGGCGCCCCGAUACCGCUAGAACGAACAUGUCAGAUUCUCUAGACUAUGAUGGUGAUGCACGUCGGCCGUCGAUUGCGAGUGCUACGACGGUCAGUAGUACGGGCUCAAGAAGUAGCGCUGCAAAUGGUCGGUUCCAUAAAAGUUUGAAGGGGUUUUUUGGCGAGGAUCCUACAGACUCGCGGAAGGGUUCAACAGCGAAUCUGGCAGAACAACUGCCGCCUCCGAAUUCGUCGGAGAAGCCGGCCCAGCGGAGUGGCUCUACGCAGACGCAGAACACGGUGGACGAUCGACCCAAAACUCCUGCUCCGCCUCCGUCCAGCGACGUCACGCCUUGGGCCUAUCAGAACUUCGAGGACGUGUCCAAUUUCGGGUCUGCGCCAAUACGACAGGAGCAACAAGAGCAACAACAAAAUGAGACGCUCGUUCCCAGCUCCUCGGCGUCAUCUCAAAGGCAUGGCCUGUUCCGGCAUCGCUAUACUAGAAGUAAAGAGGAUCCGCCAAAAGGCCAGGCAGCGCCUCCUUCGAUGCCCAAGAGGCCUUCCACCAGCCGUGAAUCAUCCACAAGCAAUCUAGCUUUCUACCGCAACACCCCCCAGGCUACCACCCCAAUGAGCUCCUCUACAGCACUGGCACGCAAUGCCAGCCCGGCCCCCUCGUCGCGCAAAGAGACGUCCACGAAGUCAGAGAAAAGAGGCCUGUUUUCGAAAUUCACCAAAUCGCACAAGGACAAGCACUCGCCCCAGCCAGAGCCCGUAAAGACCAAUGUCGAGCCCGUGCGCCUCCCAGAGGAGCCGAAGAAGCCCAGAGCCACGUCAAACAAAACCGCCGCCUCGGACGCUGACAACAAAAGGGACAGAGAGACGAGCGUCGCCUCGGUGGAUAGUGCAUCUACAAUCAAACCAUCCGAGCCUUCUCCGAAGCUUGAUCGGACCCAGACAGCCUCAUCCAAAUCUGGCAGGUUCCAUCGGACUAGGCAUCGCGGUCCCAGCAUUCAGAGCGAGGCUUCUGACAAGGGUAGAUCGACAAGUGGCCACCAAGGUCCAUCGCAAGCAGGAAUAUUCAGCCUGGACACCAACCUUGAUGAUAUCUCGGAUAUUGUCUCUCAGCCAGCUGCGCCUAAAACUCCUGGAGAAGCAGGGAUAUGGGCUGGGAAAUCUGCAGCCACGCCAAUGUCGGAGCUGUCGGCGCCUGCUUGGGAUGCUCCAGACAGUUGGGCCGUGAAAGGCCAGGAGGAUGAGGUGCUUGAUAGUCUGCCAGAGGCCACCGACGAUGGCUUACCCGCCAUUCAGGAAGAGGACGGCAUCUCCUACUUCAUGCGUGUGUUCAGAACAGAUGGCACGUUUGCUACUUUGUCCAUGUCGAUCAAUGCCACGGUUGGAGAAGUGCUUCAGUCGCUUGCAAAGAAAUCGGUGCUGCACGACUCCAUAGAUAACUACCAGCUUGUCAUGCGCAAACACCAGCUCUCAAGACAACUGGGCUCAGGAGAACGGCCUGUGGCUAUGCAGAAGAAGCUCCUGUACCUGGCUGGAUACACGGAAAGGGACCGCGUUGAAGAUGUCGGCAGAGAAGACAAUAGCUACCUGAUCCGAUUCACAUUCAGCCACGAGAAGCAGACGGGUUAUGGCAGCGGCCUUGACAAAGAUCCGGCAUUCAACAAGAUGCAGAAGUUUAGCCAUGUGGAUCUGUCCGGGAAGUCACUGGUCACAAUCCCUAUUAUCCUCUACACAAAGGCAUCGGAAAUCAUCUCCAUCAACCUCUCUCGGAACCUUGCACUAAAGGUACCCAAAGACUUUAUCACGGCAUGCAUCAACUUGCGCGAGAUCAAGUUUACCGGGAACGAAGUAUGGCGGUUACCUCCCAGCUUGGCUUGGGCCAGCCGGCUGACUGUGCUUGAUGUAUCAAACAAUCGACUGGAACAACUGGAGCAUGCUGAGCUGCACCGGUUGAUGGGCCUUGUGAGCCUGAAGCUCGCAAACAACAAAUUGUCGCAGCUGCCACCCAACUUCUCAUACUUCCGUCAGCUUCGCAGCCUCAACCUCUCUUCCAACAACUUUACUACCUUCCCGGAGAACAUCUGCAGUCUGAAGUCCCUCGUUGACCUUGACAUCAGCUUCAACAAGCUUUCUGCGCUUCCCAAGAUUGCGCAGUUGACCACGCUCGAGCGACUCUGGGUGACCAACAACGAUUUGAAAGGUCCCUUCAACGAAUCGUUCCGGAGUCUGAUCAACCUGAAAGAGAUCGACGCCAGGUUUAAUGCAAUCACAAACAUCGACAACAUAACAAACCUGCCCAACCUCGAACAGGUUCUCGUCGGUCACAACAGCAUCACCACGUUCAAAGGCUCGUUUCCAAAGCUGCGUGUUCUCGUCGUAGACCACUGCCCGAUCACCUCCUUCGAGUUGGACCAACCCGUCCCUACGCUGUCAAGCCUUAACAUAGCUUCAGCAAAACUGGUUGAGUUCAAGGAGACCAUGUUCGACUACAUGCCAAACCUCCAGAAGCUAAACCUGGACAAGAACCACCUCUCAAACAUGUCGUCGCAGAUUGGUCGGUUGACCAAGCUGGAGUUCUUGAGCAUGGCCAAGAAUCCGCUAAACAUCGUCCCCCCGUCCAUUGGGAAUCUGGGUGAGCUCAAGUUCCUGAAUUUGAGAGAGUGCAAUGUGAAAAGCCUUCCACCAGAGAUCUGGUAUUGUCGGAAGCUCGAGACGCUGAACUUGUCCUCGAAUGUGUUGGAAACCUUCCCCAAGCAGAAUGCGGCUCCACCGCCAAACGACAAGGACUUCACGCCGACGGCAACGCCCGGUAUGUCGACCUCCCCGAGCUUUGACGACCUUGGCAAGCUUGAAGACUUUCAAGCACGGCGACCGAGCCAAGCGUCGUCCGGGAUGAUGAGCAUUGGUACUUCGCCCGGUGCACGAAAGAAUUCAGUUGCAUCGCUUAGUGCUCACCGAAAGCAGUCUGUCAUUUCUAGGACAAAUACAGAAUAUUCGAUGUCGACUGCAACGAGAAAAGACUCCAGCAUCUCGGCCGCCAGGCUCCAUAACACGUUUGCUGGAUCACUUCGAUAUCUCUACUUGGCUGACAAUCGCCUGGAAGACGACGUCUUCCGUGAGCUAGUUCUGUUGCCGGAGCUUCGCGUCCUCAAUUUGUCUUACAACGAGCUCGACGACUUUCCACAGGGGGCACUUCGUCGCUGGCCUCAGCUCAGCGAGCUCUAUCUGUCUGGCAACGAGCUGACUUCCCUGCCUUCCGAUGAUCUCGAAGAGAGUAGUAAUCUCAGGAUUUUGCAUCUGAACGCGAACCGGUUCCAAGUAUUACCUGCCGAGUUGUGCAACGUGCACAAACUGUCUACCUUGGACGUGGGAAGCAACUCACUGAAGUACAAUGUUUCCAAUUGGCCCUAUGAUUGGAACUGGAAUCGCAACACCAACCUCAAAUACCUCAACUUUUCAGCCAACAAGAGGCUUGAGAUCAAGCCGGCCACUCACCAAAACCAGAACCACUUCCACGCAGUGACCCGCGACGAAACCACAGAUCUCACCAGCUUCAAUACGCUCAAAUAUCUCCGGGUCUUGGGUCUCAUGGACGUGACGCUCUUGACCAAUACCAUCCCAGACGACAACGAAGACCGCCGUGUACGAACGUCGGCUUCGUUGGUCGGAGCAUUGAUGUACGGUAUGGCAGACACCCUCGGCAAGAAUGAACAUCUGGCAACCCUUGAUCUCCUCAAGCCGAAUUUCAGAGGCCAAGAGAGUGAGAUUUUGAUCGCAAUGUUUGACGGUCAAACAAUGUCGAGCGGCGGAUCGAGAGUUGCGAAGUAUCUACACGAAAACUUCUCUGCCGUCUUCUAUGAGGAGUUGAAAAAGGCAGAGAAUCUGAAAGAUACACCGAUCGAUGCUCUCCGAAGGACCUUCCUCACCAUCAACAAGGACAUGGCAAAUUUUGCCAGCAGCGGGUUUGACACCAAGGAGCACAGACUGGCUAAUGGCCACAGAGGCUCCACUGUUGCCAACAUUCUAGGCCCGGAUGAUCUGAGCUCGGGUGGCACCGCUACAGUUUUGUACGUCAAUGGGCAAGAACUCCACGUUGCAAAUGUUGGUGAUAUUGAGGCUAUUCUCAUUUCGUCCAACGGCCAACAUCGGCAGCUUACACGCAAGCACGACCCAGCCGAGGCAGGAGAACGAGAGCGGAUCCGAGAGGCGGGAGGAUAUGUCUCUAGGCAGGGCAGACUCAACGACGUCCUCGAGGUGAGCCGUGCAUUUGGCUAUUACAGCCACAUGCCGUCGGUCAUUGCCGCUCCGCAUACAUGCAACUAUCAGAUCACAGAGUCGGACGAGAUCAUCGUCAUUGCUACCAAAGAGUUUUGGGACUAUGUCACUGUCGAUGUGGCAGUCGACGCUGCGAGGGCAGAAAAGAACGAUCUUAUGCUUGCCGCGCAGAAAUUGAGGGAUCUGGCCAUGGCAUUUGGAGCCAGAGACAAGAUCAUGGUUAUGGUGCUGGGCAUUUCAGACCUCCGGAAGAGAGGCAACCACCGCUUCCGUGGAACUAGUUUGUCCAUGGCAAAGGAGUUGGGCCUUGAUGAGGGAGCCAUUUUCCCGAGUUCACGGAAAGCUCGACGCAAAGGCGAAACACUUGUCGGCGACUCGCGGCUCGCCCGACUCGAAGAACCGGAACCACCUGUCGGCGAUGUCGCGAUCUGUUUCACUGACAUCAAGAACUCGACAGCACUCUGGGAGCUCUUUCCCGUGCCCAUGAGAUCGGCAAUCAUGAUGCACAAUGAGCUCAUGCGGCGACAGCUUCGAAUCAUAGGGGGCUACGAAGUCAAGACCGAAGGAGACGCCUUCAUGGUGUCGUUCCCAACGGUGACAUCUGCCUUACUUUGGUGCUUCAGCUGUCAAAGUCAUCUUCUCGAACUGCCCUGGCCACAGGAGAUUUUAGAAACCGCGCAUUGUCAAGAGAAGCUGGAUUCAGACCAGAACACCAUCUACCGCGGGCUCUCAGUCAGAAUGGGUAUACACUGGGGCCGGCCAGUGUGCGAGCAAGAUCCUAUUACACGAAGGAUGGAUUAUUUUGGUCCCAUGGUCAACAAGGCUGCUCGAGUGUCUGCUGUUGCAGAUGGAGGGCAAAUCACCGUCAGCAGUGACUUCAUCGCCGAGGUGCAAAGGACUCUGGAGAGCUAUGCCGACGAUGACCGUCGAGAUUCGAUGGGAUCGGAGGACACAGUCAAUGACGAUCCUCUGUCCGUCCAGAUCCGGCGCGAACUGCGCCAAUUGAGCAGCCAAGGCUUCGAAGUCAAAGACUUGGGCGAGAAGAAGUUGAAAGGGCUAGAAAACCCCGAGUACAUUUAUUUGAUGUACCCAACGACUCUUGCAAGUCGACUUGGGAUUUCCCCUGGAGUCGAGUCCAAGGUGCCACCCGGUGGUGAGCCAGGGACUCUGGGCGAAGACAGCCAGCUCAAGGACCUGCAACUGGACCAGGUCUGGAAGCUCUGGGACAUCGCUCUGCGGCUGGAGAUGUUGUGCAGUUGUUUGGAAGUGCCUGAGCGGGCCGCUCGACUCCACAAGCCCGAAUUGAGCCUGCUCACCAGGAUGAAAGAGCGCGGUGGCGUGCAGAGCGAUGCGUUCAUGGUGAAUUUGCUGGAACAUCAGGUGACACGGGUUGAGGCCUGUGCCACCACUCUGCAACUCCGACACAUGUAUCAGCCUUUCCAGAAGGGUGUCAGCCUGUUUGAGCAGGCCAAGCCGAUUGGAGAGAUUUUGAGUGAGAUGGCCAACCUCCUCGCGGAGGUCAAGGCGGGAAGGAGUGAGAUCAAGACGCCAGAGACCUCCGAAGAAAGCAGUCAAGGCGAAAGUAGUGAAGCGGAUGAUGAGCGAAUGAGCGAGGUUGCCGGGAGUUGCCGGCUGAAGGUAGGCUGGUAG
Molecule: messenger RNA, 6219 nt
Organism: Cladophialophora yegresii CBS 114405
Lineage: Eukaryota; Fungi; Ascomycota; Eurotiomycetes; Chaetothyriales; Herpotrichiellaceae
Product: adenylate cyclase
Exons: 2
Coding region: 1-6219 (2072 amino acids)
Biological process (GO): cAMP biosynthetic process; intracellular signal transduction
Molecular function (GO): protein binding; adenylate cyclase activity; magnesium ion binding
Source: RefSeq, a predicted model, not a curated record